UCUGGACUCGCGUGCGUAUCCCCACCGUUGAUGCUGUCGAUUUCAGAACAUCUUCACUAGAUCUGCUACAUAUACAUAAAAACGUGAAUGACUCGGGUUUAAUACCGUAAAGCGAUGAGAAGCGAUACCGUAUUCUGGCUAUUUUUCGCUGCUGUCGUCAUUGCUGAUGCCGAGGACGUGAUUACACCAAGCAACAGUUCCAUCGUAGUUUGCGAAGGAGGCACAGCCGAACUUUCGUGCCCCCGUGGUACGGUGAUCGCAAUAGCCCUAGCCAACUAUGGUCGGUACUCGGCUCGAGUCUGUUAUGAGAACGAAGACCUCGACGAUGUCGUGCCGAUGACGCAAUGUCACAACCCGAAGACGAUGCCGACUCUGCGGAAGAGAUGUGAAGGCUUGCGGCGUUGCGAGUUUAUGGUCGACGCGAUUAUGUUCGAUGAUCCUUGCCCAGAGACCAGUAAAUAUCUUGAAGCGACUUGUGAUGGUCGUCGUCAGUGUCGUUUUAUCGUCAAUAACGAUUUCUUCAUCCAUGAUCCAUGUCCGGGAACGAAAAAAUACUUGGAUGUCACCUAUACUUGUGCUAUAGAGGUAACCACAACUACAACUACAACUACAACCACUACAACAACUACGACAUCGUCGACAACUACAGAAAUCGAUGAUGACGUCAAGAGGGACAUGGGCGCACAGUCCGCUCCACAAACAUGCGAGAAGACGUCUAGACGAGGUAUCGAAUGGCCGGCUACCAUCUCUGGAACGACAGCCAGCCGACCGUGUCCGGAAGGAACAAGGGGUACGUCAUCGUGGCGAUGCAACAGUGACGGACUAUGGUCUGAAGAUGGUCCCAACACGAUGGAAUGCCAAAGUGAUUGGACCAUUCAACGACAAGAUGCAUUAGAAGAAACUAUCAAAGACCAAGAUGCAAGUGGAAUACCAGAGCUCCUUCGCGCUAUGACAUCGGAUACCCGUCGUCCAAUGGUGGCUGGCGAUUUGCCAAAACUUCUUAACAUCUUGGAUGUCGUCCAAGAUAUCGUAACGCGCGAGCCAUGGGCUAAAAGCAGUCAAAAACUCGUGAACCAGCUCAUCGUCAACGUCGUUCACAAUGCGCUUCGUGCGAAGGAAAUGUGGCGUAACUGGCCGUUGAAGAAACGACAAACGUUCGCCACGAGACUAUUAGCCGGUGUUGAACGAACCAUGACAUCCGGAUCGUUUAUAGUACAUUCGUCGGAGAACUACGUUCAACCACUGGUAAUGACCGAAAUGAGCGAAAGUAUCAAGACAUCAUCGCAGCCGUCAAACUACUAUCUGUUCCCAUCGAUGGCACUUUGGGCUGGAGAGAACAAUGUGGACAGUGUUGACAUACCCAAAGAAGCAUUGGAACUCGCUGGUUUGGAUCGCUCACGAGUUUACUAUGCAUCCUACGCAAAUAUUGGUGAUGAAAUGGAACCACCUGUGGAGCAGAUCUCUCCCUCAGAGCAGAAUCCAGAAGGAGGAGAACGACGUCGACACAUCGUCUCAAGAAUUGUGGCCGCAUCAGUGGUCAUUGACGGUAGAUCCGUUAGCAUACCAUCAUUACCGAGACCGAUUGUCAUUACAUUCCAUCACCAUCCAGAAACAUUGCGACGAAUGUCCUCCCCACAAUGUUCAUGGUGGGAUAUGGAGGACUUGGAAUGGUCACAAACAGGGUGCAUGCUCAAGUCGCAUAAUUCGACUCAUACCGUAUGCGCUUGUAAUCACAUGACACACUAUGCUGUGCUUAUGGACUAUGUCGGACAUGAGGUUUCGACUAUGGACAGUCAACUUCUCACAAUUAUCACCUAUGCCGGCUGUACGCUGUCGAUCAUUUGCCUCAUUGUGACAUUCCUUUGCUUCGUAGUUUUCGUCACUGGAGGAGGCGAUAGGGUGUUUAUACACAAGAACCUGUGCGCAUCGUUAUGUAUCGCGGAGAUUGUGUUUUUGGCUGGAAUUUGGAGAACUGAGGAAAAGUUCGAGUGUAGCGUCAUUGCCGGCUUUCUUCUGUACUUCUUCCUUUCCGCGCUAACGUGGAUGUUGUUGGAAGGUUAUCAGCUGUACCACAUGCUUGUUGAGGUUUUUCCGGCUGCUAGACGCCGUUUAACUUUUUUCCUCAUUGGUUAUGGAGUGCCAGCACUAAUCACUGCAGCUGCUGCAUAUUACGAUCCUACAGGCUUUGGAACUCGUCAUCAUUGCUGGCUGAGAACAGAUAAUCUGUUCAUACUAUUCUUUGUCGCGCCAGCAGCCAUCAUCCUCCUAACGAAUACAAUGUUCUUGUUGAUGACAAUGUGUAUUGUCUAUAGGCAUUCGAAGUAUAUACCGUGUAGACAUGCUACGGAUAAUGGCGGAGACAUCAGAACCUGGGUAAAAGGAGCCAUGGGUUUGGUAUGUCUUCUCGGCAUAACCUGGACAUGUGGACUGUUGUGGAUUGACGAUGGGCAUUCGAUAGUGAUGGCCUAUGCUUUCACAAUUUUCAACUCCUUGCAGGGCUUAUUCAUCUUUGUGUUCCACGUAAUCUGCUCGGACAAGAUGCGUCACGAUAUGUCUCGUUGGUGUACCAAACGUCACCUACCAUGGAGUGCUUCUGGAUCUCAUGACAUCACUAAGGAUUCACACAAACGGGGUGCAAUGUCACCAUCGGAUAGAAGUGGAACAGGCAGCGAGUUCAUUUACCCAACCUCGGAAAAAUUGCACUCUUCAUCAAGAGACAUGAAUUCUUCCCUGCAUUCGCCGUAUCCACAACAACCUCUUAUCCAUCACUACCAUCGUAAUCCCCAAGCUAAUGGCACGUACGAUUAUGCGACGAUUGCGUAUGGCGAAAUGAUUCCGGGCCACAUGCUGCCGCCACGCCUACCCGGUUACCCCCAGGGCGUGGCUAUCCACUACCCAAACUCCUACGGCGAUAUGGAGUCAGUCUAUCAGCCUCAGGUCUUCCACCGACCUCCGCCUGACUUCUCCCCUCCACCACCACCGCCACAGGCCCCGGCACAAUUUGUCAAAGCUCCGCAAUUUGCCCCUGCUCGUCCCCCAUCGUCGAAGAUGAGCGACGACUCGGCCUACUCGGACGGCGGUUCUUCGUCGGUGCUGACCACCGAAGUGACCCCGUCCGGUGCCACCGUGCUGCGCAUGGAUUUGGGCCGAAGUCAGCCGAGUUACUGGCCUAGGAAUGUUUAAAACAACUGUUUCACAUGUACAUCUUCUAUAGAAACUGUUUUUUGAGGUUGUGUGCUCUUGUCACGCGGUUACUUUUUAUUGUGAAGAAAUUUGAUCCGGGUUAUGUGCUGCUAAUGAUGCAAUAUAUCGCGCUCCAUUUAUAUUUACAACCAUUUCCUUGGCAUCCAAGGUGCUCAUUGUUUUAAUGGUAUACUGUAACCUGCCGAAUGUUAACCUAGGUAAAAUUCGUCCGUUACUUCCACCGUCACUUCAUCCAUGACAUCGCCAUAUCAGCGCGAGCAUUUGUUGCUUAUAAUCUUUCUCUUCUCGAAAUAUACCGGUUUCUUCGUUCCACAUUUUUUUGUUCUCUUGCUUAUUGUAUAGUGAAGAUUGUGUAGGUAUACUGUCAUGAUCUAGUCGUCGAAUAGAGCGCAAUAUGUCCCCCACUUGUUCAUCUCUGUUUUUUUGCUGACACUGUCCUGCCUUUGAGUUGAUUUUAUCAAGUUUGUUUUUCGUAGAUUAAGUUCUAAUCAGCGUGUAUAUUCAAUACGCAGAAAUAGUACAUAGAUUAUCAUAUUAAGUUGUACAUUUACGGAGUAGAAGCUGUCUUUUCUUUCCUAUGCUAGAGAAGAAUGUUUUCGUUUCAUUGAAAAUAAACUGAACCAAUUGUUA
Cylicocyclus nassatus is the source of this 3834-nucleotide messenger RNA. The record is from the annotation of a GenBank genome assembly. NCBI's taxonomy places the organism in Eukaryota, Metazoa, Nematoda, Chromadorea, Rhabditida, Strongylidae.